UAAAAUUUACAAUUAUCAAUACGUUCAAGUGAUGAAUAUUGUCAAGUCGUGCCAAUCGAGAGUAGACACGUAAUUUCAACAUUAUAUUGGCUAUAAAUUCAAGAAGAAUGUUGUACAAUAUUUUCAUUAUAUUUUUCAUAAUUAACAUCGAGCAUAACGCGAAUGCUGCUGAAGAUAUUUUAGUACAACUUCCUAUUGGACAGAUUAGAGGUGGUACCAGAAAAACAAUCACUGGGACAAAUUUAUAUUAUUUCCAAGGAGUACCUUUCGCCGAACCACCAAUAAACGAACUCCGAUUUCAGGCACCUAGGCCAAAAUUACCAUGGGAAGGAAUCUGGGAUGCAACACAAGAGAGAAGUUAUUGCUAUCAGAUGACAUCAGCCACACCUGAUGGUAACGAAGAUUGUUUAUUCAUCAAUAUAUUCACUCCACAGAAGCCUUCUUUGAACGGCAGCCUUCCGGUAAUGUUCUUUAUUUACGGAGGUGGAUUUAUUGAAGGAGCAUCUGUAGAGAUCAAUUAUGGACCAGAUCAUUUCAUGGAUUACGGUGUCAUCAUCGUGACAUUCAACUAUAGAGUUGGACCUUUUGGUUUCUUCUCAACUGGAGAUGACGUGAUCCCGGGAAAUAAUGGACUGAAAGAUCAACUCUUAGCUUUGAAAUGGACAAAUCAGUAUAUUAAAUACUUUGGAGGCGAUCCCAACAAAAUAACAAUAUUUGGUCAGAGUGCUGGAGCUGCUUCCGUUACCUAUCAUAUUCUGAGCCCUAAAUCGAAAGGCCUCUUCAAAGCAGCUAUUUGUCAAAGUGGGUCAGCUUUGAGUGCAUGGGCUUAUCAAGAUAAUCAAAAGAAUAUUUCAUAUCGCUUAGCUUCUUUCGUCGAACCAGAAUUUGACAUUCAUAAUGCCUCCUCAAUGGAAGUUUACCAGUAUUUGAAAAAUGUUCCAGCCGAAGUGAUAGAUAGAGCUUCACACAGGUUGUACAAAUUGGAGAACCCGGCUGAUUUACAGAUCGUUCAAGGAUUUUAUUUCGCACCUGUUGUGGAAAAUGAACAUGAAGAUGCAUUCAUUACGAAACCCAUGUAUGAAAUAUGGAAAAGUGGUGAAGUAAAUAAUGUUCCUCUCCUAUCUGGUGUUAACACUGAAGAGUCAUUGUUUUAUACUGAUAGUGACGGAUCAACUGAAGCAUAUGCAGCUAAUCCUUUGCUAUUGAUUCCUAGAGGAAUGCAUCUGAGAAAGAAGGAUGAAAAAGUAGUUGCUGAAAGCAUCAGACACUUCUAUUGCAACAAUGGAAGUUUUCUGGAAAACCCUAGACAGCUAAUCAAGUAUUUCAGUGAUCAGAGUUUCGCUAGAUCCAUCAUCGAAACAGCUAGAUUACACUCAAGAGUGGGCGAUGUAUUCUUUUAUCAAUUCGCAUAUCAUGGAGUUCUGGGGGGACAAACUGACAAAUCAGUGGAAGGAUUUUCUGAAGAUGUGAGACAUGGCGAAGAAAUAAGUUAUCUAUUCCGACGUAAUUAUGGGGGCUUGAAUACUACCGAUUUAACCAAAUAUCCAGAGAUGGACCAAAUCGUCCAGAAGAGAAUGAUUAAGAUGUUCACUGACUUUGCAAAAUAUUCAACUCCUACCCCAGAACCAAUCGAUCUUUUACAACAUCUCACUUGGCCAAACCGUAAGAUUCCAGACGGUGAACUCUACGUAAAAGUAGCAACCUUAUUUAGAUAG
Leptinotarsa decemlineata (Colorado potato beetle) is the source of this 1715-nucleotide messenger RNA. Its product is annotated as venom carboxylesterase-6. The record is from RefSeq and is a predicted model, not a curated record. Lineage: Eukaryota; Metazoa; Arthropoda; Insecta; Coleoptera; Chrysomelidae.